This is a messenger RNA of Radiomyces spectabilis, 2327 nucleotides long. RefSeq lists its product as uncharacterized. Gene Ontology annotation, molecular function: protein binding. The transcript has a single exon. Bases 170 to 1906 code for a protein of 578 amino acids. The record is from RefSeq and is a predicted model, not a curated record. NCBI's taxonomy places the organism in Eukaryota, Fungi, Mucoromycota, Mucoromycetes, Mucorales, Radiomycetaceae.
AUUUAUUUUGUCAUUUUAAUUUCAUUCUUUCGUCUUUUUGCGUUCAACACUCUCUAAAACGUAACCGGAAAUGAUAAAGAUGCAAAGAAAUUUCCUAAUUAACCUUUUGAAACUUUUUUUUUGGGCAUCUUUAGAGUCCGACAUAAAAGAGCUUCUUCAAACUUGAUUGAUGACCCACAGACGAGGUUUACAACAAUUAACAUGGCCAUGGAGCUGGUGGGCCGCAUUUGUGAGCAUCGUCUUCUUCUUUGCCGCAUUGGCCGAUGCCGCAGAGACGCCACCAAAUUACUGUUUUUUCAGCUAUAAUGAUACCCUAUUUUUCUAUGACGGUUUGCCGGAGGCACGAGCCAAUCAGACGGCGUUGAUCAAGAUGGAAACAGCGCUCAACCGUACCACACCCAACAUUCACAGUUUAAGUUUUCCCUUCAACGCAACGGACAACCACGUUGCAUGGGCCGAUCAUCCUGGUCAGCAGAUUGCUAACGGAAGUGCUUGCGGGGUUUCAUCCGAUGGAGUUGCCGUGUUUUUUGGCGGUCAUGAUGGCAGCGUUCGCUUUCAAACGUAUGAUAUUUACCGCGAUUACUGGAGUAAUGAAGCACUUAAAGGACAGCCGAAUCUUACACAAACCGAUUUUACUUAUGCAACAUGGCACGAUAUCAUUGUUGCGUUGGACAAGAAUUCGCGCAUUACGUACCUUUUCCAUACCAGUAACGGGACGUGGUCCACCAUUCCUGCCAAUGAACGUACCCCACUUGCAGCUCAGACCCUAGUCACAUCAGGCGCAUACGUCUACCAUCUGUAUACGGACCCCAUCAAACAACUCAAUAAUCAGUAUCCCAAUCACGUUUAUGCUUUCGAUCCUGUGAAACAACAAUGGAUAGGCUAUAUUGGCUCCUUCUGGACUACCACAUCUGCUCUAGCCGCCGGAAGCCUUGGCAGCACCACCGAACAACAGAUUUUUGUUUUGCCUCUAAAACAACCUUCCUCGUCAUCCUCAUUCAAUGAAAGCCCGACUGUGUAUUGGACUCUGCUCAUGCAUGAUUUAUCCAUCGCUCACGUUUUAGUUCGACCUUUGGACCCCUCGUUCACCCCUCCUGCAGCCGGUGCCGCCACCACAUCGUUCCGUCAUCUACUGGCGCUUUACGAAGUAACGGACCAGGGCAAUGAAACCCGCAGGUUAACAUUGUUUGACCCAGUGGCCAAUCGUUGGCAAGGUCACUUUUUACUGCAUCCGCCGGAACCAUUCCCAACUGGGUCUCAAACACGGAAUUUCUGGGAUACGGACAAAGGAUACCAGACCAAGAUGGGCAUUGGAUUUGGUGUAUCUGUAGCCAUCGGUUUAUCUGUUGUUGUGUGCAUUUCAUGUCGUCAAAUUCGCAAUCGUUUACGAGAGGAUAGAGCUAAAAAAGCGUCCUCGCCUCAGCGCAGUCUUAGUUUUUUGCAGCGAAUGUCAAAAUUAAAAGAUCCAAAAAUAGAUUCCAACGACCCGGAAAAAUCCAUAUCGUCAUCUACGGAAGAUGCAGGUCGAUGGAGCCGUCGCGUGCGCCGACUAUUAACGAGUAUUAUUAUCCAGCACCGCGGUCAGUCCUUGAGUACAUCUCCCUCUACAGCCAGCUCCACCACUUCUCGCCCACGUACACUGCAAUCCACCGUCGCUCUCGCCUCCAGCGUCCUCUCCAGUCGAUUCAAAGAACAUUUUGUCGACAAUCCUUCUCACUCUUCCUCUGCUCCCAGCCUUUCAUCCUCCCAUUCCGUGCGCCAUCCAAAAGAGAUAUCAGCUUCAAAUGCUAAAGCUGUUAGCCCCAAGCCCUCGUCUUCCUCGCACGACAGUGUCACACCGUUACGUGAUGCACUUUAUCUAGGACGUCAUCCUUCCGCAGAAGCAUCGGAGCCUGCGAAAGAAUGAUUAUUAUUUUCUGUGACCUAUUUUACCGUUUAAUUUUUCCUUCUUUUUCUUCAACAUUUUCAAUUCCCAUUAUACAUCCUUGUUGAACCAAUGGUACUUUUAACUUUUUGAAGAAUGACAUCAUCUCUUACCUAGAAUAGAAGAGGUUGCCCUACCGGGGACAUGUCGCACAAGAUUCACUGUUCUCGGUGACUUUUUUGCAUCUUGGGGUUGGUCGGAGAACCUGGGUUUAUUGCCUUGGCAUGGGGGCUUCACGGAUGUGAUUGCUACUAUCAUCUUCUCCCGUUUCGGCCUCUGCAAGAGAUUACCGUUUGCCUGCAUCUUUCAUCAUCAAAAUUUGUUCAUUUCACUACUGAUAAUUUUUUACUAUAAAAUCAAUUUAUUGUAAAGCAAAUUAGCUCGCUUGAUGAUGAUCCCUAUC